Molecule: messenger RNA, 1383 nt
Organism: Drosophila teissieri
Lineage: Eukaryota; Metazoa; Arthropoda; Insecta; Diptera; Drosophilidae
Gene: Vti1a
Product: vesicle transport through interaction with t-SNAREs homolog 1A
Exons: 2
Coding region: 117-809 (230 amino acids)
Biological process (GO): intra-Golgi vesicle-mediated transport; Golgi to vacuole transport; retrograde transport, endosome to Golgi
Cellular component (GO): Golgi apparatus; ER to Golgi transport vesicle membrane; late endosome membrane
Molecular function (GO): SNAP receptor activity; SNARE binding
Source: RefSeq, a predicted model, not a curated record
UCGGUCACACUUGAUCAAUGUUUACUUCUUUUCUACGAAAAAUCUGGGAAAAUUCGCGAACUAAAACGAAGCAAAUACCACAAGCAACUGGAUAAGAAGAAAUACAAACCGCACAAAUGUCGCUUCUGGAGCAAUACGAACAGCAGUACGCCUCGUUGAUAGCAGAAAUAACGGCCCAUAUUGGACGACUGCAGCAGCAAAACAACAAUAGCGAGCGUCAUGAUUUGUGCAGCAAGAUCGACUCCAGUUUGCCCGAGGCCCAGGAAUUGUUGGAGCAGAUGGGUCUGGAGGUAAGGGAGCUGAAUCCUGGGCAGCGUAGCAGCUUCAAUGGAAAACUGCAGGUGGCCCAGGCGGAACUGAAACGCCUGCAGACGGAGUACAGGAUGACCAAGGACAAGCAGCGCUCCCAAGCCAACGCAUUCACCACCUUGGAUUUGGGUGACAGCUACGAGGAUGUGUCCAUAAGCACAGAUCAACGCCAACGCCUUCUGGACAACUCGGAAAGGAUUGAACGGACGGGCAACCGGUUAACCGAAGGAUACAGAGUGGCUGUGGAAACGGAGCAACUGGGCGCCCAGGUCCUAAACGAUCUACAUCACCAAAGGGAAACUCUACAGGGCGCCAGGGCACGACUUCGAGAAACCAACGCCGAGCUGGGCAGAGCUUCCCGCACCCUGAACACCAUGAUGCUUAGAGCGCUGCGGGAGAAGGUGGUGCUGUAUGGAGUGGGUGUCUGCUUUGUGGUAGCCGUGGGCGUCAGUCUCUACUUGACCUUCGCACCCAGUUCCAGCAGCUCCGUCUCCUCGUAGUUAUUUUAGCUAGCAAACCAAAAACCACUGAUCUUAGCCCAAAUUCAAAUGGCGUAGAAGCCUGUCCAUUCCAAUUUCGUGAGUUGAUUAUUUAUUGUUUAGCAUAUGUUACUUUUACGAGAUAUUCUGUGGAAGAAAGCUGCAGACUACGCACUAAUCUAUAUACGAUAGGAUGGGGUAAUUGCAAUAAGAGUCGAGGCUCAGAGUAGUUAUCUGCGUUUGAGUAAUGAGUUAUCAAUGUCUAUAUGUAUAUGUUGCUGUCCUUUUACCUUUAAGAUUAUUUUGACUUCUUUGUUAAGCGAUAGAAUUCUUAUUACUUCCUAGUUCUUUGUUGUUAUACCCGAGAUCUUUCCACAGAUUACUAACCUAUCCUACGAGUGAACCCCAUCCUAGUUUACGUGUACAAAGUUUAAAUGGUUAAUGUUUGGCGCCUGGUUAAUAGAAACUAAACCUACUCUAUGACUCGUGUUCGCAUUCGGGACGUAUUUUUCGUAAAAAUUCGAAAUGAACAUGUAUCUAAAAAUCAUAACAUAGCCGAGAGCUGUCAAUAAAUAAAGGAAACAGUAAAAAUGCA